AUGGACCUGCGAGCAGAGAGCCCUGACAGAGACUCUGAAGAUGAUGCCUUCAAGUGUGGACCUGAGGGGGGAGAGGAGGGCGAGGGCUGGGGGAGCGAUAGUCAACCCGAGGCCUGCACCCCUACUCCUCCAUCCAUUGGCAAGAGGAAGAAGAAAAGGAAAAAGAGGUACUUCAAGUUAAAAGAUGUAACUCUACUGGUGCUUUGGUGCUUCCUCUUCCCCAAAACGCUGGGAGAGGCGGAAGUAAUUGAGGAAGGAUGAUUAGGACCUUGCAGCAAGGCACAUGUCUGUCCCCCUCUUUCUGUUUCUUCUUUCCCAGAUGACUGUGGAUCAAUAUCGUCAACUGCAAAUAUGAAAGUGGUGAGUUAUCCUGCAUAUACCAACGUAUGAAUUGGUGUGAUUUUAUCUUUUCAAAGAUCACCCAUGUCACUUGCUUUGUUACCCCCAUGUUGGGAGAAUCCUAGACAAUCGCUUUAAUUCCUCACAGUCACAGUUUUGCUAUGUAGUCUAGUCAAAUACAUUUGAAACACAGACAUACACUGAGUAUAGCAUACAUUAGGAACACCUUCCUAAUAUUGAGUUGCACCCCCUUUUGCCCUCAGAACAGCCUCAAUUUGUCGGGGCAUGGACUCUACAAGGUGUCGAAAGUAUUCCACAGGGAUGCUGGCCCAUGUUGACUCCAAUGCUUCCCACAGUUGUGUCAAGUUGGCUGGAUGUCCUUUGGGUGGUGGACCUUUCUUGAUACACACAGGAAACUGUUGAGCUUGAAAAUCCCAGCAGCGUUGCAGUUCUUGACACAAACCGGUGCUCCUGGCUAGGGCUGUUGCGGUGACCGUAUUACCGCCACACCGGCAGUCACGAGUCAUGAAGGCAGUCAAAUUCCACAUGACCGUUUAGUCACGGUAAUUAGGCUUCUCCAAGCUCUGAUGCUGCUGCUGGUCAUUAGUAGCCUACCAAACUUGCUAACUGCCUGGUACUCAGCACUCUAUUGUCCCUCUAAUCACUCUGACAUCAAUGCAAAUGUAUUCGAAAAUCUAAUCAAACACUUCAUGAGAGCCCAUGAGCUCAUGUUGCGCAACAUUUCUAUAGGCUAUGCAAUUGCGGGAGAAAAUAGAUUGAUGGCCGCUAAGAAAAAGAGGAGGAUCCCAUCAGCUUUCUAUAGGCUUACUAUAUUUAUUUCUCAACUUUCCUAAUAUUAAGCACAUUGCUGGCUGGCAUGAAAAUAAACCACGGUGAAAAGCGUCCUCAAUUCGCUAUUUAAGUGCAUAGAUUACAUUUAUUUUUUCCUGCUGCCCCUGUUUCGAUACAGGUGCAUGAUAAUGGUCCAUUCUAAAUUAAAACAAAUUUCACACAUACACUACCGUUCAAAAGUUUGGGGUCACUUAGAAAUGUCCUUGUUAUGGAAAGAAAAGCAAUUUUUUGGCCAUUAAAAUAACAUCAAAUUGAUCAGAAAUACAGUGUAGACAUUGUUAAUGUUGUAAAUGGCUAUUGUAGCUGGAAACUGCUGAUAAAAAAAAAAAAAGGAAUAUCUACAUAGGCGUACAGAGGCCCAUUAUCAGCAACCAUCAGUCCUGUGUUCCAAUGGCACGUUGUGUUUGCUAAUCCAAGUUUAUCAUUUUAAAAGGCUAAUUGAUCAUUAGAAAACCCUUUUGCAAUUAUGUUAGCACAGCUGAAAACUGUUGUGCUGAUUAAAGAAUAAAUAAAACUGGCCUUCUUGAGACUAGUUGAGUAUCUGGAGCAUCAUCAAUUGUGGGUUCGAUUACAAGCUCAAAAUGGCCAGAACAAGUAACUUUCUUCUGACACUCGUCAGUCUAUUCUUGUUCUGAGAAAUGAAGGCUAUUCUAUGCGAGAAAUGGCCAAGAAACUGAAGAUCUUGUACAACGCUGUGUACUACUCCCUUCACAGAACAGCGCAAACGGUCUCUAACCAGAAUAGAAAGAGGAGUGGGAGGCCCCAGUGCACAACUGAGCAAGAGGACAAAUACAUUAGAGUGUCUAGUUUGAGAAACAGGCGCCUCACAGGUCCUCAACUGACAGCUUCAUUAAAUAGUACCCGCAAAACACCAGUCUCAACCUUCUAGGCAGAGUUGCAAAGAAAAAGCCAUAUCUCAGACUGCCCAAGAUUAAGAUGGCCAGUCUGAGAUAUGGCUUUUUCUUUGCAACUCUGCCUAGAAGGUCAGCAUCCCAGAGUUUGCACUGUUCUGUGAAGGGAGUAGUACAGAGCAUUGUACGAGAUCUUUGCUUGACAAUCACCGGCUGACAAAAUUUCGUGACCGCCACAGCCUGGCACCUACUACCAUACCCCGUUCAAAAUGUCUUACAUCUUUUGUCUUGCCCUUUCACUCUUUGAAUGGCACACGUACACAAUCCAUGUCUCAAUUGUCUCAAGGCUUGAAAAUCCUUCUUUAACCUGUCUCCUCCCCUUCAUCUACACUGAUUUUAAGUGGAUUUAACAAGUGACAUCAAUAACGGAUCAUAGCUUUCACCUGAAUUCACCUGGUCAGUCUGUCAUGGAAAGAGCAGGUGUCCUUAAUGUUUUGUAUACUCAGUGUAGAUUAAUAUGUCCUCUAAUGGGUAGUCUUUCUUCCUCACCCUGUCAGUGCGACGUGCUGCUCGCAGAUAUGGCCUUUGGGAAGCAGUGGAGGGCGAGGACUGGACUCUCUUCUGGACAGACUGCUCUGUCUCACUGGACAGAGUUAUGGACAUGAAGCGCUACCAGGUACUUAACAUCUCCCCCAAGUCCACCUCUCUCCUCAUAGAGCUCUGAAAAUGUGCGUCAGCCCCUGUUGAUUCGCCACAUUCAAUGCUAUGUGUCUGCUGUACCCUUACAGAAGAUCAACCAUUUUCCCGGGAUGAGUGAGAUUUGUAGAAAGGAUCUUCUGGCUCGAAACAUGAACCGCAUGCUGAAGCUCUUCCCCAAAGACUACAAUAUCUUUCCCCGAACAUGGUGCCUACCGGCAGAGUGAGUUCUCAUUGUCAAUGUGCUUAGAGUCUUGUCAUUCAAAACACAUACACUACCAGUCAAAAGUUUGGACACACCUACUCAAGGGUUUUUCUGAUGACAGCUUUGCACACUCUUGGCAUUCUCUCAACCAGCUUCAUGAGGUAGUCACCUGGAAUGCAUUUCAAUUAACAGGUGUUCCUUCUUAAAAGUUAAUUUAUGGAAUUUCUUUCCUUCUUAAUGCGUUUGAGCCAAUCAGUUGUGUUGUGACAAGGUGGGGGGGGGGGGGGGGGGGGGUAUAUUUGGUAAAAGACCAAGUCCAUAUUAUGUCAAGAACAGCUUAAAUAAUCAAAGAGAAACGACAGUCCAUUAUUACUUUAAGACAUGAAGGUCAGUCAAUACUGAAAAUGUCAAGAACUUUGUCUCAAAAAGUGCAGUCGCUAAAACCAUCAAGUGCUAUAAUGAAACGGGCUCUCAUGAGGACCGCCACAGGAAUGGAAGACCCAGAUUUACCUCUGCUGCAGAGGAUAAAUGCUUCACAGAGUUCAAGUCACAGACACAUCUCAACAUCAACUAUUCAGAGGGGACUGUGUGAAUCAGGCUUUCAUGGUUGAAUUGCUGCAAAGAAACCACUGAAUAGGUGAAGGACACCAAUAAGAAGAAGAGACCAGCUUGGGCCAAGAAACAACGAGCAAUGGACAUUAGACCGGUGGAAAUGUGUCCUUUGGUCUGGAGUCCAAAUUUGAGAUUUUUGGUUCCAACCGCCGUGUCUUUGUGAGACGCGGUGUGGGUGAAUGGAUGAUCUCCGCAUGUGUAGUUCCCACCGUAAAGCAUGUUAUGCUGUGGGUUUGCUUUGCUGGUGACACUGUCUGUGAUUUAUUUAGAAUUCAAGGCACACUUAACCCAGCAUGGCUACCACAUCAUUCUGCAGCGAUACGCCAUCCCAUCUGGUUUGGGCUUAGUGGGACUAUCAUUUGUUUUUCAACAGGACAAUGACCCAACACACCUCCAGGCUGUGUAAGGGCUAUUUUACCAAGAAGGAGAGUGAUGGAGGGCUGCAUCAGAUGACCUGGCCUCCACAAUCCCCCGACCUCAACCCAAUUGAGAUGGUUUGGGAUGAGUCGGACCGCAGAGUGAAGGAAAAGCAGUGCUCAGCAUAUGUGGGAACUCCUUCAAGACUGUUGGAAAAGCAUUCCAGGUGAAGCUGGUUGAGAGAAUGCCAAGAGUGUGCAAAGCUGUCAUCAAGGCAAAGGGUGGCUAUUUUGAAGAAUCUCAAAUAUAAAAUAUAUUUUGAUUUGUUUAACAUUUUUUUUGGUUACUACAUGAUUCCAUAUGUCUUAUUUCAUAGUUCUAAUGUCUUCAUUAUUAUUCUACAAUGUAGAAAAUAGUAAAAAAAUAAAAAAAUAAACCUUGAAUGAGUAGGUGUGUCCAAACUUUUGACUGGUACUGUAUAUGAAUCAGGAGCGUAAUCAAUUGAGAAUGUAAGUGUUUUUUUGUAUCUCUGCAGUUAUAGUGACUUCCAAGCUUACACCAGGUCCAAGAAACACAAGACUUACAUCUGUAAGCCAGACUCCGGUUGCCAAGGGCGAGGCAUCUUACUCACUAAGUCCAGCAAAGACAUCCGGCCCGGAGAACACAUGAUCUGCCAGGUGUACGUCUCCCGGGUGAGACUCACUGACUCACUCCCUUCUGUACAUAUUGUGUAAUAUUCUGCACAAGUAGCUCAACUGAGGUUGCAGGACGAAAGGUGCAAUAAAUGUGAUACCUUAUUAUGUGACAGUAUUUAUGGGACCAAUCAGAGAGCAGGGUUAUGACAAUGUCAUUAUGAAAGGACCAAUCAGAGAGCAGGGCUAUGAAUGUCAUUAUGAAAGGGCCAAUCAAAGAGCAGGGUUAUGACGAUGUCAUUAUGAAAGGACCAAUCAAAGAGCAGGGUUAGACUAUGUUAUUAUGAAGGGACUAAUCAGAGAGCAGGGUUAUGACUAUGUCAUAAUUAAGGGACCAAUCAGAGAGCAGGGUUAUGUUGAUGUCAUUAGAUAUAUCAUAAUGCCAACCGUCCUCUCCCCCCCAGCCAUUCAUUAUUGACGGCUUCAAGUUUGACCUGCGUAUCUAUGUGCUGGUGACCUCCUGUGACCCCUUCCGCAUCUUCCUGUACAAUGAGGGGCUGGCUCGCUUCUGCACUACCCAAUACAACGAGCCCAGCAAUGGCAACGUGGUGAGGUGGACAAUACAGAUACUCCAUCAACACUUCUAAUGCCAACUGUUACACAGCAUUACACACUUCUCAUUGUCCUAUCUCGCUCUGUUCAUUGACUGUUAAUUGGUAGUUAUAGUGUUGGUUGUGUCUUUGAUGCUCUGAAGCUCUCUAGAUAAUCAUUUAACAUGGGGUAUCACAUCUCUGCAGUAUUCAUAUGUUUAUUCCAGUAUGAUAGUAUAUAUUCUACGGUGUCCUUCCUGAUCUCUCAUUGUACCUUUACCCAUCCCCGGCUCUCCCUCACCAUAUUUCUAAUUCUACAAGGAUGAUGUUUGCAUGCAUCUGACCAACUAUGCCAUCAACAAGCACAGUGAGAACUUUGUCCGUGAUGACGACACUGGCAGCAAACGGUAAGCAGAUGUUAGUUUACUUCAAAUACCUCUCGAGUUGACCUUUAGCUUUGUUUCUUUGUAUAAUUAAUCUCAUGAUGCAACUCUUGCAUCUCAGUUCCCUCCUCCCUGUCGUUCCAGGAAGCUGUCCACCUUGAACAAGCACCUGGAGGCCAUGUGUUACGACACAGAGAAGAUGUGGUUGGACAUUGAGGACGUGAUUAUUAAGACGCUCAUCUCUGCCCACCCCAUCCUCAAACACAACUACCACACCUGUUUCCCCAACCACGCUGCUGGCAGCGCCUGCUUUGAGAUCCUUGGCUUUGAUGUGCUGCUAGACCAUCGACUCAGGCCCUGGCUGCUGGAGGUGAGGCCUUCUUAAUUAAUCAGGAUGAUGUAUUGAUAUGGGUCCUGUAUCAGUGUCUGUUGAGCUAAGAAAUGUGUUAUUCUAAUAAUCACUACACUCUCAUCAUGCAGUGUCCAAUAGGCAUUUCGCUAGCAACUUAUAAUAACUUCAAUAUUAAAGCUAGAUAGCAAACAAGGUAUAUUCAUGAUGUUCAUGUGUGUGUAUUAAAGGGAUACUUCGGGAUUUUGACAAUGAGAUCCUUUAUCUACUUCCCCAGAGUCAAAUGAGCUUGUGGAUACCAUUUUUAUGUCUCUGUGUCCAGUAUGAAGGAAGUUAGAGGUACUUUCUUGAGCCAAUGCUAACUAGCGUUAGAACAAUUAAUGGGAGUCUAGCGUGCUAGCAGAUACACAUAAACUUCCAGUCAUUACGCUAACGCUAGUUAGCAAUUGCACUAGUGUUAGUUAGCAACUUCCUUCAAACCGCACACAGAGACAUAAAAAUGGUAUCCAUGAGUUCAUCUGACUCUGGGGAAGUAGAUAACGUGCCUCAUUGCCAAAAUCCUGAAGUAUCCCUUUAACGUUUGUGCAGGUGAACCACUCCCCCAGUUUCACUACUGAUUCGCGGUUGGACCGGGAGGUGAAGGAUAGCCUGCUGUAUGACACCCUGGUUCUUAUAAACCUGGGUGCCUGUGACCGCCGUAAGAUCACUGAGGAGGAGAAGCGCAGGGUGAAGGAGAGGCUGCAGCAGAACCGCUCUAGAGAGGCCAGGUACAGUCAGGACCAUGUGAUUGAUAGGAACACGGCCGGCCCGCUCGUUAGGUAGGAUUAGGUGGCAGAUUGACGAGGGCGGCAUUUUCUGAGCUAAACUAACCAAGACGCACCUCCAACAACAACACAUAAAACCUCACAUAAUUCUGCCCAAAAACAAUGACAAUUUCUCUCAACCAGUGGCAUAUGGGCUUUUUAGGUGAGUGCUGAUGCCGCCCUUUGAUAAGCAGUGCCCCAAAGGCAGGGGCGCAAAAUAUGUUGCUUGUCCAUUCCCAGCGCGUCUCUACAGACUGGAGAUAAAAUAUAUGACAAUGUAAUGAGAUGGACACUUUUUACAUCAUGCAGGUUUCUCCGAUCAAAUAGCCUAACCUAAAUGGUGCCCAAUCAAAUAAAAAAUGCGCUGUCAUGUUAACAAACAACAUAUCCUAAAAACAGGACAGGUCAAAGUAAAAUGGACAAUAUGGAAUGGACAAUCACAACUGUUGUCCAGGAGUUUCACCCCAUUGUCAUGAUUGGUGGUUUCAAGUUUGUAUCCGUCAAUUUUUGACAAGCUGAUCAUAGCGAAAAAUAUAAUAUAUCUGCAUUUCCCGCUGUGUAAACGCAUUGCAAAUAGGCUCGCGAUAACUCCUGAUAAAGUUGGAUAGCUGAAAUUCAGAGCUUAAAUAGCCAUAUUGAUUAGUCACAGGAAUCAGGACUAAUAAAGCCAAUGUAAUGGCCUAAAUUCCAUUGUGGGCCAAUAUGGUAGCCUACACCCCAGUAAGCAAGCCAACAUCUUUUUUUGGUGCAGACAUCUAUGUUUGGUUCAGAUUUUGUCCGGUCUGGACCAGCCUUGAUUUGGUCCAAACAUAGACAUCUAUAAAUUACUUAUUUUCAACUUUCAUUCAGAACCUAAAAUUAGCCUGAUUCCAACAAUGUGGAACUUUGAUUUCAAUAUGCUUGUAUGAUCAGUUUGACCAUGUAACAAUAAGCUAUGAUGGGUCAUUUUAUUAUAAAUUAGCAUUGUUAUAGACAUGUAACAAACAAAGUGAUUUGGACAAAACUCAAGCCAACAAAACAUUAAGAAUACCUGCUCUUUCCAUGACAUAGACUGACCAGGUGAAUCCAGGUGAAUGCUGUGAUCCUUUAUUGACGGCACUUGUGAAAUCCACUUCAAUCAGUUGUCAUGUUGUGUUGCUGCCAUGCUAUGUUGUUGUCUUAGGUCUCUCUUUAUGUAGUGUGUUGUGGUGUCUCUCUUGUCGUGAUGUGUGUUUUGUCCUAUAUUUUUUAUUUUUUAUCUCAGCCCCCAUUCCCGCAGGAGGCCUUUUGCCUUUUGGUAGGCCGUCAUUGACAAUAACAAUUUGUUCUUAACUGACUUGCCUAGUUAAAUAAAGGUUAAAUAAAUGUUAACAAAUAAAACAAUCUGUGUAGAUGAAGGGGAGGAGAUAGGUUAAAGAAGGCUUUUUAAGCCUUGAGACAACUGAGACAUGGAUUGUGUAUGUGUGCCAUUCAGAGGGUGAAUGGGCAAGACAAAAUAUUUAAGUGCCUUUGAACGGGGUAUGGUAGUAGGUGCCAGGUGCACCGGUUUGAGUGUGUCAAGAACUGCAACGCUGCUGGGUUUUUCACACUCAACAGUUUCCCGUAUGUAUCAAGAAUGGUCCACCACCCAAAGGACAUCCAGCCAACUUGACACAACUGUAGGAAGCAUUGGAGUCAACAUGGGCCAGCAUCCCUGUGGAACGCUUUCGACACCUUGUAGAGUCCAUGGCCCGACGAAUUGAGGCUGUUCUGAGAGCAAAAUAGUUUUUGUACACUCAGUGUAUAUUUUUUGAUGCAUUCAAUUCAUGCAUUCAUUCAGUUGUGGUCAUUUUUGUGUUGUCAGGAGUGAGGAACUGCGUCAGUCCCAGGCAGCCAGUGUAGAGCAGAUGCGGAGGUAUGAGGCCAAACACCUGGGUGGCUUCCGCGGGAUCUACCCUCGCGAGGGCGGAGAGAAGUACGAGAAGUACUUCAAACACAGCAGCUCCUUGUUUCAGGAGACUGCCGCCUCCAAGGCCAGGGAGGAGUGUGCCAGGUAGACACAAUCACCCAAACACUCAUAUUACGCACACACACACAGGCUUAUAGAAAAUACCAUGAAAACACUCAACAGAAAAUACAAAAUCGUUGUGCCUUAAAUUCACUUUUUUCAUUGUUUCAUGUACAACUUGUUUGUUUGUGUGACUCUCCGCUCAGGCAGCAGCUGCAGGAGCUGCGUCUGAAGCAGGAGCAGAAGGAGAGGGAGCAGAAGGGGAGCCGUAGACGAGACUUGCAGGGGGAGUCUGCAGGAGAGAGGGCCAAACCACACAGAGUACAAGUUCGUCAGACCAGCUCCAACUCCCAACAGGUUACUGUGAGUCACAUAACCCUGCCCAUCAGUUUUAUGUAACAUAUUACCUCAGGUUUUGAAUGUAUUAUUGCCUACAGAAACAACCAUAAAGAGAACUCCCAAGUCUCAUCGGAUCAUUGGGGGUGGCAAUCUUAGUGGACUUGUAGUUGCAAGGCCUUUCAGUGACCACAAGAGGGAGCCAGAUAUCUUCUCCACUCAACACCUUACAUACAUGUCCAACUACCAAACCAUAUAAUGGCCAUUUAUCAUAUUUACAUAAACAAUUAAUACUGAAGAAUGAUUAUACACUGUGAUGAACUGUUUCCUUACUGUUUGAUCUGAAAUGUGGCUGUCCAGCUCCUGACCAUGCCCCCCCUGCCUACUGCCACCAACGGUUCCCCUACGGUGCAGGACCUCUCUGAGGAGGAGGUGGAGAGGGUGAGUGGACUGCUCCAACGGGAGAAUCUACUGAGGGACCUGGGGGUGGUGGACCAGAUCUAUCAGCUGCUGCAGGGGCGAGGCCACUCCAUGCCUGACGGCAUUACACCCCCCCGCGAGCAAAAUGAGCUGCCCCUACACAGACAUGAACGAGCCAAUAAGGUAAGGCUACACUGCCAUCCAUAGUCACUCACUGGUCAGUUUAGUAAGUUCAGUUUAUUGUUUCCCUAGCAGGGAAAUGUGUCCUCCAUAUAGAGCUCGCCAGCUUGUAGUCCUAAAAAAUUUAAAUGAGUUACCUCUGGUUCGUUUAAGCAUUCUUAUGGGGGAAAUUAAUGGGGAAAAAAUGGGGUUUUGGGAUAAAUGCUGAAAUAAGGUCAGAGGUUAACAUAGGCUUAGGAGAUCUUAUACAUUUUGUUCUGUGAGAUAAUAUCAGUCAGUUAACAUGUCCUUUAUGAAUUAUGAAGCCUUUAUGUCAGGGAUAAUCAACUAGAUUCAGCCGCUGGCCAAUUUUUUUCUUGAGCGUGUAGCUCAGUUGGUAGAGCAUGGCGCUUGCAACGCCAGGGUUGUGGGUUCGAUUCCCACGGGGGCCAGUAUGAAUAAAUUUAUGCACUCACUAACUGUAAGUCGCUCUGGAUAAGAGCAUCUGCUAAAUGACUAAAAUGUAAAAAUGUAAUGGUUAGGGGGUCGAACAUAAUUACAAUUUAUUUGUAGACUGCAAAUUGACCACAAGAAGCCCAAACCGAUAUAAAACAUAAUAAUUUAAAACCUUGCUUACAUUUAUAUACGAUCACGUGUCUCUCUAUUAUACAUGGGAAUACUUGAGAACAGAUUUCCAAAAUUAAAAUCACUUGGAGCUGAUUUCCUGGUGGUUUUAUGUCCAGCCAUAAAAAAUGAAAAUAAAACUCUUUUUUUGACUCAGAAAACUUGGGGGGUCAAAUAACCAAAUAACCACAGGCAGUUGGGGAACUCUGCUUUAUGUGUUUGUUUUGAUUACGUAAGUGCCUAUUUUUUUGUUUGUUUUUAAGUGAUGUUAGCUGAUGAAGAUGAUCUCAUAGAAAAAAAUGUAUAAGAUUUCGUAAGCCUGUGUUUACUACAGACCUUAUUUUUGGCGUUUAUCCAAAAACCCUACAAAAAAAAAAAAACAUUUCUCCAUAGGCUUUGUUUGACCAACGAGCCAUGGCGGAGUUAGUGCCUACAAAAAGACGCCAUUACUAUCGGUCUCUAUGGUCACUGCAUUGUCUCAAAGUUAUCAGUAAACAUUACUCCAUUAGUAGUGAGAUGCUUUAGUCUGUCCUAUGUCAUAUUUUGCCAGUUGGACUCCCUGAGACCGAAGCGCCACUGUACUGUGAUCCAACACCAGGUGCCUCCAGGGGCCAAGCCCUUCCGGCAGUACGUCCAUUCCCAGCUGCUGCAGCAGCGCUGGCCCUGGCCAAGUCUGGACAGGGGGCCCACUCACACUGAGUCUGCCUGCCUACAGUACUACACCCCAGAGGACCAAGUCCUAGAGACAGUCUGCCGGGCGCCAGGAGACCUGAGGAGGACCAACAGUGCCCAGCGUAUCCCAUGGACAAGUGAGCACAACCACUGAGCACCCUCGCUGCACCUCACUUUAUUGUGUCAUUACCAUACCACCACUGAUCUGAAGUUGGACAUUGUACUUAUGGAUAAUUGGAGGGCAUAGGAUUGAUUUUCUCAACCUCUCUCUUUUUUUCUCUCUCUCUUUGUCUCUCAGUCAAUGGUGCUCGUCAGGGCAGUAUGAGCUCGUCCUAUGCAGAGUCCAGGGCCCGGGCCACAGUGUCAAACUUAUCCCAGCUCAUGCCUGGACGGCUCCACUGCACCCCCAUGUCCUCCGACCCCAAGGCCUUCCAGAGCCUGUUUGUCAUCUCCACCCCAGCCCCCCUGAUCCAGCGGCCCGAGUUCCCCCACCCCAUCCGCAAACCCUUGCGCAAAGUCCCCCAGCACGGACAAGGGCGCUAGGGAGCAGGGACUUCACCAGUCCUGCCAUAGUGCCAUAAACCACAAGCGGGGGAGAGUGAACAAGCUUUCCUGGCAAAGUUGUCCCUAAAAUCCUCUCCCUAUACUGUGUAAAUUUCUUCACUUUUACAUCAUCAAAAUGAAAUUCAUUUCUACAUUGGCACUGAGCUACUGAGAAUUGAUUGAAGAGAAAUGGAGCAUAGAUCAAUGGAGUAGGUCUUAUUGUGAAAAUAUUGAAGCAAUGGUGCCUGUCGUGUGGUAUUUGGUAGGAAAACAUGUCAUCUCAUAUGUCUACGCAAACACUAUGUGGCUUUUACAGAAAGGAAUGUAAGUGAAUACUAUAUGUGUCUUAUCAAAUAUCUCGGGUGGUUAAAUAUCACUAUAACCACUGAGCCAAUAGUGAAAACACAAAAAAGAAUCUGGAUGUAUUACUCAGGUAUGUGAAAUCUGAAGGGAAGAUAUGAGUGACCAAGUAGUCAUAUAGACAUUUGUACGACUUUGAUGUUGAUGACUUUGCUACUAUGCUUUGUUAUCAUAUUGAUUUUUGUUUAGCUAUGCAGAAAAUUCUAAUUUUGCAAGGGGAACCAUAAUCAAUCAUUUGUGCCAAAUCUUAGAAGAAAAGCUGUGGACACUGAAAUAACCACCAAGAUGGACUAACAAAAACUCCUCACAUUUCACUGAUUUUAAUUGCAGAUUUACCCACAGUAUUUUCAUAUGGUUAUUGUAGAUUUGGGAUGGGGUGUACAUUUACUUAUUGAGCAUUCUUUUAUUUGAGUUGGUGAGAUAGACAAAUACCUUCAGAAAUGUUAUGCAUUGAUCAUUGCUCAUGUUGAUAUGAGGAUAUUUGUUAAAUUCAGGAUGAUAUUGAUAAUAGUACUAGGCUUAUUAUAAAUAUACUCCAUAUGAAUAAUCCAAUAUUUUCCCCAUUUAUGUAAAUUAUUUGGUAACCAUUUUAGGCCUACGAAUUAUAAGUGAAGUCUUUGGAAAUGCAAACUGAUAUUUGAAUGAAAAUGUAAGCUUUAUUUUCUUUAACAAUGAUCUUGCACUGUUUGAUUUAAAAAAAAAUCUAGCUCAUAAACAUUGUAUACUGUAUUUAAAUCUAGCUCAUACUGUAUUUAAAUGGAAAUUCGAUAUGUCGAUUUGUUUACAUUUUACCUCAGGAAUUAUUUGGAAAAGUAGGCUUUAAUUACAAUCGAAAUGAUUUAACGAUAUAUUGUUUGAUUGGAACAGGCCUGUGCAGAGUUUCUAUGCGCGUGAUCUCAAGUCUAUCUCUCAAGACCUAUGACUUGUGGCUGUAGUUGUCAUAACAAUAGUUUCAAUUACACAGUUUAGUUAUACUUUAUAUAACUGUCAACACCCAGCAAAAU
This is a messenger RNA of Coregonus sp. 'balchen', 12753 nucleotides long. Lineage: Eukaryota; Metazoa; Chordata; Actinopteri; Salmoniformes; Salmonidae. The record is from the annotation of a GenBank genome assembly.